Messenger RNA from Spodoptera frugiperda (fall armyworm), 1496 nucleotides. RefSeq lists its product as uncharacterized. The coding region runs from base 417 to 1448 and encodes 343 amino acids. Lineage: Eukaryota; Metazoa; Arthropoda; Insecta; Lepidoptera; Noctuidae. The transcript is spliced from 7 exons. The record is from RefSeq and is a predicted model, not a curated record.
GAGCAAACGAGUCACCUGAUGGUAAGCGAUCAGCGCCGCCCAUGGACACCCGCAACACCUGAGGAGUCACUGGUGCGCUUCCGGCCUUUCAAAAAGGAGUAUGCUCUUUUCUUGAAGGUGUGAAGGUCGUAUCGGUUCGGAACUACCGCCGAGUUAAUAAGUUAUGCAUUUGUUCUGUGGACGGAGUGACAUUAGAGGUUUUGUUGACCAGGACCGAAGCUCGAGUGAUUAUUGGUAGAAACUGCAGAGGAGAGAGUCCUUACAUCGGCAUACGAGAGUACACUUUCCAUUCGGAUUUCUUCGAAGACAAGGUCAACGCCCUAGCUGUGAUCCAACUUGAAACUGACCACAUCUCCUUUAGACUGAAACCUAUAUGUGGGCCACCGCUAAAUUUUCUGAACGAGACGUUCUACGCGAUGCUGAUAGCUGAUGAUUGCAAAAAGGGCGAAGUUUGGGUAUACAAAAUGAAGUACGUACCAUUUGACCACUGCAAGAGCUACUACAGGCGGACCGGGCUGGAUUUUGACACUCUAUGGCCGGCGCACACGACGUGUGCCCAGAGUGUGCUGGGCGGCGAGUGCGUGUGGCGCAGCGGUGCCAUACUCGUCACCAAGGUGGACCAUCGAUGGAGACUGUUGGGUUUCGGAGUGUACGGCCCUGGUUGUCAGGCUCCGGCCAGGUUCCUAGACUACGGCAUGUACCACACGUGGGUGAAAGAAACAUUUACCGAAAUUGGGAAACCUGUUAUCUCCACGAUUGCGGACAAUCACCUCGUGAUGCGUAGAACUAUGUCGAAGAUCCAAAGACUGGGCACGUGUGACAGCGAGGAGAUGAAGUAUGAGUUGUUCAGUGAUGCAACUGUAUUGUAUGAAAAAAAAGAAGGGACUUAUAAAUAUAACUUAACGCUGGUUGCGGGCAUGGAGUAUUCUUGCAUGGAAGUCAAAGCAAGAUAUGUAUCUCCCAAGAAAACUGGUAAACCGAAACUAACGCUUCGGAGAUGGUGCGCGGGUGAGGGACACGAACGUCCGGUGUGCCACAGUGGAACACAAUUCGUGGAGAUAGCUUUUUAUGUGGAAAUAACUUUCGAAGACGGUUUUGUAUUUCAAUUGAAUGCGUACGGGGAGCAAAUGAAAGUCAUAGAUCCAUUGCGUGCCCAUAAAUACAGGAAUACAAGAACAAAAUACCCUAAUAAAACGAAAACAAAAGAUCUGUGGCCCCUUCUUAAAAAGGUUGCGAGCACCAACUUGUGGUUUCGGAAGCCGAAGCCUUAUUAUUACACAGACGACCAUUCGUUUUGGAAACCUGGUUAUUACAAGCAGUUAUUGGUGGAAUAUCCAAGACCGCUCAACCCGAAACAUUUCUCCACUACCACCACUACCACCACUGAAGAACCAACUACUCCUACUACUACUACCACCACUGAAACCCCAACUUCUCCUGACGAGUAGUAGUAAGGGGGACAACCACCACCUUUCCUAAAUUGAGAAGAUAUCUUU